Aureobasidium subglaciale EXF-2481 is the source of this 1781-nucleotide messenger RNA. RefSeq lists its product as uncharacterized. Gene Ontology annotation, cellular component: cytosolic [4Fe-4S] assembly targeting complex. NCBI's taxonomy places the organism in Eukaryota, Fungi, Ascomycota, Dothideomycetes, Dothideales, Saccotheciaceae. The coding region runs from base 194 to 1471 and encodes 425 amino acids. Gene Ontology annotation, biological process: iron-sulfur cluster assembly. The transcript has a single exon. The record is from RefSeq and is a predicted model, not a curated record. Gene Ontology annotation, molecular function: protein binding.
GAAUACUGAAGCGAAAAACAGCUUCUCGGAGAAGUUUGGGAUUUGUGCGAAAAACUGAUGGUCGCCAGCCUUGCGACACCAGACCAGGGUCACUGACGUACUUGGAACCAAAUAAUUCGUGACAGGUCCUAAUCUCGGGCCAACAGAUUGUACAUUCGACACUCCCCCAAUUGCAUCGAGUCUUAGCGCAAAGAUGAGCACGAAACCAACGAUUGCGCCUCUGGCAACAUUGACGCCAGCUUCCAACACACGCACAUGGCUCUCGUCGCCUCACCCGAACCUCCCCAUCGUCGCAACGGCAUGCAGUGACCGCAGCGUGCGCGUCUACUCGCUCAACUCGUUCAACCUCGUCAGCAACAUCACCGGCGGCCACAAACGCAGUAUCCGCAGUGUAGCUUGGAAACCCGACAGUGGAACCUCUGCUCUGGGCGAGAGUGUGCUUGCAACAGGCAGUUUCGACGCCAGCGCCGGCAUCUGGAGACGAUGGGAGGGCACAAGCGGCAAACUGAACAAGUCGGUGGACAACGAGGUCGACUUUACAAAAGAUGGCGGAGAUGACGAGGACGAUGAGUGGCGCUUUGCUGUCGUCCUCGACGGCCACGAGUCGGAGAUCAAGAGUUUGGCUUUCAGUCCUACUUCGCCCUUGCUUGCUACAUGCAGCCGUGAUAAGAGUGUGUGGAUCUGGGAAGAGCUGGAGGACGACAACUUUGAGACUGUCGCUGUCUUACAAGAGCAUGAGGGCGACGUCAAGUGUGUCUGCUGGCAUCCUUCAGAAGAACUACUAGCCUCAUCCAGUUACGAUGACAACAUUCGCCUAUGGAGAGAGGACAUUGACGACUGGGGUUGCUGCGCUGUGCUUACAGGUCACGGUGGCACAGUCUGGUGGGUCGAAUUCGAGGGCGCCACACAGCCAGGUCUCAAAGCAGAAACAGAGCAGCAAAAGCGACUCCUAGAGCUCAGAGAAGCUGCUGGUCCACGCCUUGUCAGUUGUUCAGACGAUCUCAGCAUCCGUGUCUGGCGACGCAUCCCCAAGGACAGACCCAAUGGUGCCCCCCAAACUGGUCCCAGAAUCCCCAGCAUCAUCAAGACAAAUACCAUCGAGGAGGAAUGGGUACCGGAAACCGCUCUGCCCCAACAACAUACACGCGCAGUCUACUCCGUCUCGUGGAGCAAAACCACAGGUCGUCUUGUUAGUGCAGGCAGUGAUGGCAAGAUCAUAGUCUAUGAGGAGCGAUGGGCAGCCGACCAGGCUACAACACAAAUAGAGACCACAGACGGUCCCAAGGAGAUCGCAAAGACAGAAUGGGUUGUUGUGGCCGAGGUCGGUGACGCGCACGAUGUCUUUGAGGUCAACCACGUGUGUUGGGCCAAGCGUAGCGACUCUGGUCGUCGCAGCGACAAUGAGGAGAUCAUCAUCAGUACUGGAGACGAUGGUGAGGUGCGCGUAUGGACUCUUGAGAACUUGUCAUGAUACGAUUUCGUAUGAACUGGAUAUGCGUUUCAUGCACAAUUCCUCGACACCCCCAUCGUCUGUGGUCAAGAAGAUCUGAUGAGUUGCUGGUGUCAAACCAGAUUGACACACGAAUGGACGGAGAAGCAUAUGCAGUCCCAGACGAAUCUCGAGUGGCGAGGAUAAGGAACCAAGCAAUGCUGCAGAUACGUGUCUCGGAGACCCUGCUACGAUAGCUCGCUAUGCACCUGAUGCUGCCCCCCACAUGUAUAGAUACACAUAGACGAUAUCAAGAUUAAUGAUGUUAUACACAUUUUCAAAACCAACUGAC